AUGACGCGACGGCUUGCGAUUGAAAAAACCGGAAGUGACGUUCCGACGCCGAAACACGGAAAUGGAAAAGGAAAGAGGCUUGACACGCUGGGCGUCACCAUCUUCAUGGUGAUAGCCCGCGAAAAUCAAAGCCGAAAAGCAAGCAUUUUCACCCCAGGAGGGGUACAUAUAGCAGGAACCAGUACAAGAAGGUAACAGACUUUUUCACAUCCAGCUGAGGAAGCCUUUACGGCGAAACGCGUCCUGGGAAUUUUGUGAGCUAUAAGACUUUUGAUUUACUGGACUUUUUUAUGCCAUUAUAGUGAUUUUUGUAUAUAUAAUUUUUUAUAUUUAAUUGCACUUUUAUUGUAUAUAUAGUCAAUAAAGUUUAUAUUUUGGAGAUACACUAUUGGCAUUUUCCUGCUAUUAACAAAGAAGGAGUGUGGUCCUUAAUCCACAUAAGCUAUUGGAUCAGAGCCGAUGUGGAUGGCUCUGGGUUUGUAAGUACCCUAUUUCCCUUUCUAUUAUACACACAUUCAGCCUACGUUAUUGCACCAGAGGUAUUUCCCUUUAUACAUUCCAGAAUACAAGAAAGGAAGAGUUAAAAGAAGGGAUAAGAGUCGCCUCUACGGACUCUGAAAGCGCUUCAAUUGAGCUAUACCCUUUUAGCUCCUAAAAGUGUGAGUGGGACCAUUGUAUAUUUCUACCACACCUUACACUAUUACAGAUUUGCACUAUGUUUGUAUUUUUCUGUUUAUGCUUUUAGGAAAUUCCUAUAAAGGAUUAUUGUGAAUUAUAUAAACAGAAGGUAUCUCUUAAAUAUUUUGGUGUUCAUCACGGGGCAUUAUUUCUCCACUUUGAUUAUCCAUUUGUAUAUAGCGCUUCACCCAUACACCGGUUUUCACUGUAUUCUUGAAAGAUAAGAUUGGGGUGUUACAGCAGCAGAAAAUUAGUGGUAUCUUUGAUAUUACUAUAAUAUAUUUUAUCUAUUAUCAGCGCUGGUACUUUACCUGUUUACUGGACAUGCUAUGUCCAAGUGACAAGUUCUGUGGUCUAUACAAAUGACUAAUCUUUGCUGCAUGCAGUAAAGUGGUCUAAAAAGACCUUGUUAGCAGAGAAGGAUAGCUGAUAUGAAUAGUCUUAGUGGUAAGGAUAGUAGCAAUGUCUUAAAGGAUACAUUGUAACAAGUAUAAGAGAAACUUAGAUAACAAAGGAAAAAUAAACUAGCAUAAACGGUCAAACAGUAUGGCAGUGUUGAAACAGUUUCUAACUUGUGCACAUUGAUACUAAGCUCUCAGCCCCCACAUAGUAGACUUACCAGCUGCCUGCAUAGUGCAAAUUAACAUAUAGACACUAACCAGCUACCCCUGCUGCUUCAAGGCAGCCUAUGUCCACUAUCCAGCUAACACUGCUGCUUCAAGGCAGCCUAUCUGAUAAGUCCCAAAGUACUGACUUGAACUUAGCAUUAAGACACUAAAAAAUCAUGGCAAACAAAGAAAGUCUACCCCGGGAUAAAGUUAAAAAACAUAAUAGUGCAUCGGCAUAGAGCUUGACGCGCUUUUCGGUGAGAAUGACUGCCUUUCUCAAGAGCUGGUAGGCAUCUGAACAGUAUCUGUUAUAAGGGAAAAGGGGGAAGUGAAACUCGUCCCUCGCUUGGAAACCAACCAAUAGCGUGAACAGGGAAGUAGACUGUGGGAGGUUCAAACCUCUCCUCCGAUCUCCACCUGGUAUUAGCAUGUUGCACACACACAUGGCAAAAUUAGGUGUGUUUACAUUCCGAUAUAGUUACUAAGUGGUAUAGAGGAGGGGUCUAUUUUCCAUCCCUGCAUGGUAAAUCCCAGGUAAAGUAAACCAUCAAGCAAUCAAAGGAUUGGGUUACUUGAUGGUGAAAAGAUUUUUACCGCGGAGUAGGGUAGCCCUUAAAUUAUGGGAUAACAAAUAGUGAGUUUGUCAUCCCAUGCCUCACAUGGUUUGGACCCAGUGUGCAGACGAGUUUUAUCAAUGGGUGAAAAGGAUCUCUCAUUAAAUGAAGAGUAUACUGUAAAGCCAUACACUGUAUAUAAAUAUAUAUAUAUCAUCAACUAAUGAAGAAAAAAAAAGGGUAAAUCUACUAAGUGAAUAAUUUUUCCAAGGAACGGGGCCGUCUGUGAGGGGGAAAGUGCCGACUUCUGUCUGUUCUCUACGAAACCCAAGGAUUCCAGAAAGUGAACAACAAAUUUUGUUUGCAAUCGUAGCCUGGAUGGGGUUUUGCAGACGAUUAGGGAUCUCUUCAUCCACGAGAAGGUCGUGCUCCCGUGACAUGCGUAACAGGGUUGGAGGAGAGGUUUGGAUCGGUUGUGAGUAGAACUCCAUGAUGUAACCCUGCACCGUUUGUAAAAUCCAUGCGUCUCCCGAGAUUGCUCUCCAAUUCUGAAAAAAAAAAAGACAGGUUGCCAGCAGUACAGUUGGAAACAAGAAGGCCAGAAAUGGGACCCACCUGUAGCGAAAUGUCCACGACCUCUGCCUCUGGUUCCUCUGGCUCUAUCUGAGCCUCUGUAGUAUGAGGACCUCUGUGCAGUGGUCGGGUAGAAGUUGGAUGAAAGAGGAUAGGAUCUGAAGCCUGUAGACCAGAAUCGGCUGGUGGUUCGGCUCCGUUGCCAACCAGCCCUCCCAAAAACAUCCCUGUUAGGUGGGGCAAGAAAAAAACAGUUUGAGCGAUCAUUGCACCUUACUUAAAGGGACACUAUAGUCACCAGAACAACUACAGCUCAUUAUAUUUGUUCUGGUGAGUUGAACUUAUUACCUUGAGGCUUUUUGCUGUAAGCACUGUCUUUUCAGAGAAAAUGCAGUGUUUGCAUUACAGCCUAACUUCACUGGCCACUCCUCAGAUGGCUGUUAUAGAUCCUUCCUGGGUCAUGGCUGCCAUCCAAACAUUCAGUGUCUCCUCCCUCUGUAUGCAGACACUGAACUUUCCUCAUAGAGAUUCAUUGAUUCAAAUCAUCUUUUUGAGGAGAUGUUGUUUGGCCAGGGCUGUGUCUGACUUGUGCUGGCUCUGCCCCUGAUCUGCCUCUUUGUCAGUCUCAGCCAAUCCUAUGGGGAAGCAUUGUGAUUGGAUCAGGCCACCACUUCUGGUGAUGUCAGAGGAAGUUCACAGGCAGAGGCAGCAGCUUCAGACUUGAAUACAGGUAAGAUUUUACUAUAUUUAGGGAGGCAAAGGGAGCUAAGAGGGCUAGAUAGUGGUUUUAACACUAUAGAAUCAGGAAUACAUGUUUGUGUUCCUGAACCUAUAGUGCUCCUUUAAGGUCAUAAACAGGUUGAUGUGCUUUUCCAAUUGGGCAAUGAAAGGUUCCCAGAAGAGAAGACCUUUUGCCAGGGGCCUGAGCUCGUUUGAUCCUAAUUCCAGCAAUUUCGUGUCAAUUCUUAGCAGAGCUUGCAUUUUUGGUUUUAGUGGGAUGGCAUGGAUUCGGCUGAGACAGGAGGAGGGUGAGAGUCUGGAGUUCAUCCACUAGAGAAACUCAUUGUGACAGUAGUCACCAUCACUUGGAGCAUAAGAUGUGCACUUCAUGUAGGUCCCCCUAACUUAUGUUUAAGUUACCCUGUGCACAUUUUAUGUUCAGGGUUUGUUUGUAUUGUAUUUAUGAAAUGUUUUCUCUCCUGUCCUGCUGAUGCUCUCUACCAACUAGGUGGAUUUUGCUAUGGAGUCUGUACAGCGCCACCUCUUGGUUGUUAAUGAUCUUGCAAGCCUGUACAGUGCUAUCUGUUGGUUGCGAAGAUUAUGCAGCAGGUAAAUGCAGCGACACCUGUUCAUUGUAACUGUUAUGUGCACUACCUGAAAGGCAAUACUCAAUAAUUUGCAUAUGCAGGUAGAUUUGCAUAUUAUGGUUUCUUCCGCUACACUCAUUCAAAGGUAAAUAUAUAUGUUCUUUUAAUUUUCAAGUUUAAGGCAGACGUGAUUUUUGCCUAGGUAUUGGGCAUUCUUUUUGUAGCUUAUAUUUGCCAUUAAAUUGAUAUUAUAGUUUUCUGACACUAUAGUGCUAAACUAACUAUUUAGGUCCCUACGCCCCUUGCAUCUCUUAUCUCAAUCUUGAUGAUCUCAGCCAAGCAAAUUCUUUCCCAUAGGAAAGUAUUGGGAGACUAUUGGGAGACUAUUGUUCAUGCGCGACAAAAUGUGUCAUACAAACAAUGCAUCUCUAUGAGGAAUUUUCAGCCCCUCCAUGCAUAGGGUGGAGACGCUGAAUGCCAGUGCUGCAUAAUGUGUAUCACUGGACUAGGAAGCACCUCUGAGUGUCUGCCACUAAAGGUGUUUCUAGGCAGCAAUGUUAUCACUACUGUUUGCAGUGCUAGCACUGAAGAGACAUGUCAUAGACACUAGAAAAACUACAUUGAGCUGUAGUGGUCCUAGUGACUAUAUUGUCCCAUUAAGUAAAUGGAGUGUGUAAUAACUUAAAAUGUAUUCCCAAAACUUUAACCCCUUAAGGACCAAACUUCUGGAAUAAAAGCGAAUCAUGACAUGUCACACAUCAUGUGUCCUUAAGGGGUUAAAGACAUCUAAAAGAGCAUGCCCUUGGCAUUUUUAUUUAAACCAUGUGGUAUGUAUAUUUACUGAGUAGCAAGACUCUCAAUCAGUUAGAAAUUAUCCUUUGUAAUUCUUGUCUAAGGAAAGACAGAGUUGACUAGUUUAAAAAAUAACAAGUGCACACUAUGUGGGGCAUGGAGAAAAUACACCAGUACACCAGGAGGCAGAAAGGAAAUCAUUUAUUUGUAAAAUAAAAGGGACUUUUUGCAUAUUUAUCAAAGUGUGCAUUUCUAACUAAUGUUUUAAGAAAUGCUGACCCAAUUUCUGAAAUAUGUUGGAUUUUUCACUACCAUUUUUGCCCUGUGCUAAAAACGGAUCUGGAUGAAAUCCAUUUGUUAUAACUCUCAAUGCGUUAAGACUAAAAUGUAACUUUGUAGCCUUUCGUAAAUAUAGCCUUGGUGUCAAAUUUCUUUUAUCUAGAUUUUCUACAGAUGGUAACCAGAAAAUAGGGUAUUUGGGUGAAGAUUGUAGAAUUUAAUGAACAUGUACAAAUGUUGUGUUCUCCCCCUGUCAAAUUCUGUCUGCCUGCAAUGAGGCCGGUGUAAUACAACACAGGAAAGCUGAACCGCAAGCCGGAACGCAGCUGGAACGCAAGCUGGAACGCACGGAUAUGACGCGACGGCUUGCGAUUGAAAAAACCGGAAGUGACGUUCCGACGGCGAAACCCGGAAAUGGAAAAGGAAAGAGGCUUGACACGCUGGGCGUCACCAUCUUCAUGGUGAUAGCCCGCGAAAAUCAAAGCCGAAAAGUAAGCAUUUUCACCCCAGGAGGGGUACAUAUAGCAGGAACCAGUACAAGAAGGUAA
This is a messenger RNA of Pelobates cultripes (western spadefoot toad), 5339 nucleotides long. The record is from the annotation of a GenBank genome assembly. Lineage: Eukaryota; Metazoa; Chordata; Amphibia; Anura; Pelobatidae.